CCAUCUCUCUUCGUCGCCGACGCGUCCGACGAAGAAACGCGUCGCGCGCGGCGGAGCAGCCUGCACUGUAAGACACAGGCAGACGUGCCGCGUUCAUGGAGGGAGGUGCGAUCCCGCCGGAGGAGGCCGAGCCCUCGUCGCUGGCAUCCGCUGAUCUGGCUCUCGCCCCUAGAGAAGUUGCUGUUGGAGAGAGGCUGUCUAAGAAACUCUGCCACCGCUUGGGCUCUACCUACUCAGCCUCUUCUGAACGACAUGUUUGGGCAGACCUUACGGACAUCCUGCUUCAUCUAAUCGUUGCUCUAUUUAGCUCAUUUCAUGACUUCCUUGUUGUUAAUAGCACCUGUCGUGCAUGGCGCACUGCACUUUCUUCCUUCCCAUCCAUAUAUAGCUUCAUCUUCCCACCUCUCUAUGUCAAAAUAGGUGUUCAUUAUGCUCAUCGGCAUAUGGGAUAUUUCUAUACCUCGACAAAUCCUUUAUCUAACUUCAAGUGGCAGCUUCGUGAUCCCGCGAAGACAUACUUAUCCCGUCAUUGUUCAGCCCCCCGAAAUACUCCAUAUUAUGUGCAAUAUUUGGGGUGCUCAUAUGGGUAUUUUAUAUUCUCCUGUGGAGAGCAAUGCCUCCUCGUUGAUGUGUACACUAGUACUAUGGUGAAGCCCCCAAAAUUCCAACGUACAUACAACUCCCAUAUUUACUAUGGUUUCUUGAUGGCCCCACUAAGUUCACCCAACUCGAAGAUGCUCCUUUUCUCAAGAAAAUCCAUGUUCCAGUGGCAGGUUGGAGCAAACUCCUGGACAGAACAUCCCCUUGUUUGUGAACACAUCCACCACGCUGUAUCCUUCAAAGGUCAGAUGUUUGCCAUCGACUGUCUUCGGAAGCUCAGUACCAUAAACUUGGCACCUCAGCUUGGCAUGCGAGAAGUGGCAGUUGUGUGGGGAGAGGACAUGGUUAAUGGCUUGCGUAAAAAUCCAUGGUUAGUGGUUUGUGGUGACAUGCUUCUCAUGGUUGACAUCUCGAUAUUUGUUAACAAACCAUAUGUCUCAGAUAAGAGAUUCCGCUUUGAAGUCUUCCGCCUUGAUUUAUCAGCCAAACCAGCUAAGUGGGCGAAGGUAGAGAAGUUGGAAAACUGGGCUCUCUUCGUUAGCAUUGAUAAGAGGAGCCCUGCAUUUUCUUGCAUGAGCCCUGAAAGAUGGGGCGGGAAGAGUAACUGUGUUUAUGUUCCGAGUGCCUCCGAAGAUUCUGAUGAACCUUGGAUUGCAGUAGAGUUUGGUCAGUCAAUGUGCAGCAGAACCCACCCCCUUUCAUACAUCCUUACUGGCAAAAGGAGGAACCAGAACCUCUGGGUGCUCCCCAGUUUAGUUUACGGCGCCGGUCAAUGAACGGCCAUCCUUGUUCAUGCCCGCCUACUGUUUUUUUAUGAGUUAGCCAGCGAAAUCAGAUCUCUUUGAGUGGGUAUACA
This is a messenger RNA of Lolium rigidum, 1456 nucleotides long. RefSeq lists its product as uncharacterized. Lineage: Eukaryota; Viridiplantae; Streptophyta; Magnoliopsida; Poales; Poaceae. The transcript is spliced from 2 exons. Bases 96 to 1376 code for a protein of 426 amino acids. The record is from RefSeq and is a predicted model, not a curated record.